AUGAGUCUUCGAGGUGAAGAACUCAGAAAAGAACUACAAAAGAAGUAUAGAGAUCAUAGAACAACAGAUUAUUCAUCAGCAAGAAAAAAUUUAUAUAAUGAUGUUGACUGCUACAAAGAUCAAAUCUAUCGUUUAUACGCUGAUACAACAUAUCCAUCACCAUGUCAUAUUAUCAAAGAUAUUCCUCAUGCAACAAAUGAACUUUUACCAGCAAAUGCUGAACACGUAGUUCCUCAAAGUCUUUUUUCAAAAAAGACACCGUUUGUAUCAGAUCUUCAUCAUCUUUUCUCUGCUGGCCAUCAAGAAAAUGAAAACAGAAAAUCUUACAUGUUUGGAGAAUUUGAUCCAAAGACUGCAAGCAUCUGGUGCAGAGAUAACGCAUGCACAACUAAAUUACCUGAGAAUCCAGAACAGUAUUCAUGCCUAUCAAGUACUAAACCAUUUUUAUGGAUGCCAAUUGCCAAAGACCGUGGAACUGUAGCUCGUGCUGUAUUAUAUUUCCAAACAGUUUAUCCAGAAAUUAAUAUAUCAUCAGUCAAUAAUGUAUCUUUAUACUUGAAAUGGAAUAGAGAAUUUCCUCCAACAGAACGUGACAAAUACAGAAACGAAAUGGUUAAUAUUACUCAAGGAAAUCGUAAUCCUUAUGUUGAUAAUCCGAUUCUUGCUGAUUGGGUCUUUGAUCCUCAAUACAGAUAA
Messenger RNA from Trichomonas vaginalis G3, 696 nucleotides. RefSeq names its product endonuclease I family. The transcript has a single exon. Gene Ontology annotation, molecular function: nuclease activity. The coding region runs from base 1 to 696 and encodes 231 amino acids. Lineage: Eukaryota; Parabasalia; Trichomonadida; Trichomonadidae. The record is from RefSeq and is a predicted model, not a curated record.